GCGAGUUAAAUACUGGACUUCAGUUGCCAAAUGUGGAUUUAAUUUAUUCAAAUGGAGUUGUAGCUGCUUUCUUUUAAGUUCUGUUCUUAUGCUAUCUUUUCUACAAGCUACUGUAUCCUUAAAUUAGCAAGUUAACUCUUGCUCGUGUGAACAUGCUAUCACGACAUCAAUCAUACGAGCUCGCGUUUUAAUUCCAUUUUGUAGUGUAGCUUACUACUUAGCUGACUCACAGAAAACUGAUUAAAAAAAAAACAAAAAACACUACUGACUUAAUAUGUAUUCCAGUUUUUGGAAAGGCCAUUCAUGCCCUUUCACGAAUUGGACAUGGGCUGUGGUUGGAUCCCACGGUUAAAGGGCCUGGCAUCAGCGCAGGCCAGUGAAUCCAUUAAAUGCAAGCUACAAAUCAAGUCUCUGCUACCACUUUUCCGAUGCUUGACUUCAAUUGAGCGUAAUGUGGAGCGAUGUCAGAUAUCAUUCAGCCCCCACAAAGACACAGUAAUGAUACAGUUUGUCUGUCGGCACGGAAUCACAAAAACCCACAACAUAUAUUACCAGGAGAGUGGAGCUCUACAGGCUGUGUUUGACUCUCAUCUCUGUUCCAAUGUGCUAAAGGGUCCUGCUAGGCUUCUUGCGAGUAUGGUGAUGCAUUUCCAAAGAUCUCAGGAGGAAGUCACCCUCUCCAUAACUCCUCUCCGAGUCAGUCUGAGGAAUUACCAUGAUGGAAGAAAUGAUCGCAUGAAGUUGACGUACACCGAGAUGGCCUUACACCCUGACGAGUUUGACUAUUUUCUGUCCGGAGAGGACUCGGCCAUAACCUUCUGUCUGAAGGAACUGAGGGCUUUUCUCUCUUUUGCGGAAAUGCAAUGCCUAGCAGUUUCAGUCCAAUUUGAUGCUGCAGGAAAGCCUGUGUGCUUUUCUGUGGAGGACACGGUCCUGGAGGCCACUUUGGUGCUGGCUACCUUGAUUGACAGCGGAGGUCCCGCCCAACCAACAAAUACCCCAGACCCAAAUUCACCGAGGCGUACAGAUGCUGCAGCCAGAGAUCAACGCCUCAGUCAUUGUGCUGGCAUGAAAAUGGUUGCAUCCAGCCAGGGCAGCCCCACCAUUCCGUCAACCCCUUUGCUGGAGCUUCAUAACCGCAAGCUUCUUCGACUUGGCAACCCCUGUGCGACUGCGAGUCCCGCUUCCUCCGCGAUCUGCUCCCUCCUGUUCCGGGGAUUGUCAUCAGAGCAGGAAGACGAGUGUGUGACUGUUUUGGCUUGUGACAGUGACAUGGAGGAGGACAAAUACUCGGCAAGAAGCCCCGAGUACUAAAAAAAAAGGGGGAAAAAGUGUUCCCUAAAUGUAUUUAUUGUAAGUUAAUUCCUUUGUCUAGUUGUUCACAGUCCUAAUAUUUAUUGAUCUCAAACCACCUUGUUCACUCAGAUUCUUUCAAGGAUGUAGUUAUUAAAUUUGCUUGGGUUAUUUAUUGCUUAUGAAAUUCAAAGCAUUGAACAGUAAAAGAUAAAUGUUGAGAUUAAGAGUGUAUGUUUUUGUGUGUCUGCAACUGAAACACAUCACAGUCAUGCCUCAAUAUCAAUAAAUACCAUUAUUUUUAUUUCAA
Hippocampus comes (tiger tail seahorse) is the source of this 1603-nucleotide messenger RNA. It is a transcript of the gene rad9b, whose product is annotated as RAD9 checkpoint clamp component B. The transcript is spliced from 10 exons. The record is from RefSeq and is a predicted model, not a curated record. Gene Ontology annotation, biological process: DNA replication checkpoint signaling; mitotic intra-S DNA damage checkpoint signaling; DNA repair. Lineage: Eukaryota; Metazoa; Chordata; Actinopteri; Syngnathiformes; Syngnathidae. The coding region runs from base 304 to 1314 and encodes 336 amino acids. Gene Ontology annotation, cellular component: checkpoint clamp complex.